Molecule: messenger RNA, 2597 nt
Organism: Brachypodium distachyon (stiff brome)
Lineage: Eukaryota; Viridiplantae; Streptophyta; Magnoliopsida; Poales; Poaceae
Exons: 3
Coding region: 97-708 (203 amino acids)
Source: RefSeq, a predicted model, not a curated record
UUUCCCGUGUUCUUCUCCUCUCCUCUGUCUCUACCGAAGAAACUUGGAGGAGGCAAGGCAGCGACUGGUGGAGCGGCGGCGGGAUUGGCACCGUCGAUGGACCCGGGGGAAGGCUCCUCCACCGGCGUCCGAAAGGAGAGCGCUACACAGUACAACAUGGACUGGCCAUCGGAUUGCUUCUUCGAAGAGCCAAGGCCGGUUCAUGUAGAUUGGCCAAUGAACAAUCAGUUUGAUCUGAAUAUGAAUUGGCCUAUGGAUAGCCAGGUUGACCUCCACAGGGACUGCAAUUUCGAAGGGUCAGAAAGGCAACCAAUUGAUCUGAAUGAGGACAUGGGAUGUGAUAAAUAUUUCCGUGAUGAUUCAGGUUUUGGAAAUUUCAAUGUUUCUGGCCAUGUUGAACUAGAGCCUGAACCGUUCCCUGCAAGUGAUCAUGGUGAAGAUGAAGUUUCUUGUGAUGGGCAUGAAGUGAGUAAGGCAGCAAUGCGCAGGGCAGCAAGAAGGGCUGAAUCAAAGGCCAACGCAACUAAGGCUCGGGAGUUGAAGAAAAGGAUCGCUGCGGGCACAAAGGAAGAUGCACUUGUGAUUAGUGAUAGCUGCAGUGAUGAAUUGAAAGGUCUCACUGAUUCAAGUGAUGAUGAUGGUGUUGAGUUGCUAUCCAGUAGAUGUGUUUUACAGAAGAAGAGCAAAGCAAAGCCACUCAAGAACUAGGUGUAUUAUGAUGAGAAUAAAAAGGAUGCUCAUGAGCAGCUAGAGUUGGACAUGUGCUUUCUUCAUGUGUGACAAGUUAGGAAGGCAUUGGAAGAGUAUCACAUAGCAUACAGCAGGAACUUCACAUAUUUAAAGAAUAACCAAGAAAGGGUGAUUGCUUGUUGUAGCUCUAAUGGGACAUGUCCUUUCAUGUUGUAUUCAUCUGCUAUAAAAGGAGAAAGCACACAUUGCAUAAGGCAGCUGAAUCUCCCUCACACUUGUAGCACAACUGUUGAAACCUCAAGGAUCAAUAGUUCAUGGAUUGCCAAGAAGUAUGAAGAUCUGAUUAGGAGUGACCCAAGCAUAAAUAUCACGGCUUUACAAGACCAUGUCAUGAGAGAGCAUGGGAUUGAAAUAUCUAAGCACAUGGCUUACAGGGGCAAGAAUAAAGCCCUUGAAGCUCUCCAAGGAGAUGCAGAUCAGCAAUAUGUUCGUAUAGAAGACUACAUGCAGACUGUCAUGGAGAAGAAUGUUGGCUCUAGAUGUAGUGUUUCAACAACCAUUCCAACUGGUGAUCCUCAGCAGAAUCCAAGGUUUCAUGGUCUCUUCUUUGCCUUACAUGCACAGCUUGAAGGGUUCAAGAAUGGAUGCAGGCCUUUUAUUGGUAUUGAUGGAUGUUUUCUGAAGUUGGGUAACGGAGCACAGGUUCUUGGUGCAAUAGCUAGAGAUGGCAAUAACAAUCUUUUUCCCAUAGCAUUUGGGGUUGUUGGAUCAGAAGACACUACAAGCUGGUCAUGAUUUCUAACUCAGUUGAAGUAUGCUCUUGGUGGUACUGCAGGACAGUUUGCCAACUACACCUUCAUGUCAGAUAGGCAAAAGGGCCUUCUAGGUGCAGUUCAUCUGGUAUUCCCUGAAUCUCACCAUAGGUACUGCCUUAGGCACAUAUAUGCUAAUUUCAUGACUGCUGGGUACAAGAGUGGUGAUUUGAAACUACUAAUUGAUCGUGCUGCAUAUGCAUUUGAUAAGUAUGACUAUGAUCGAGCCAUGCUAGAGCUGAAAAGGGCUGAUGAGGGUGCUUGGGAAUGGAUUAGUAAGAUACCCCCUAGGCAUUGGGCUAGACAUGCACUAGAUACACAUUGCAAAACUGACCUUGUUGUUAACAACCUAAGUGAGGUGUUUAACAUCUAAAUAAACAAUGUUAGGGACAAGCCAAUAGUCAUCAUGAUUGAUUCAAUUAGGACCAAACUAAUGGCCAGAUUUGCAGCCAAAAGGGAGGGGAUUGAGAAUGCACAAUGGGAAAUUACUCCUACUUAUGUUGAAAGAUUAGAGUUGGAGAAGAAAAGUGCUAGAUGGUGUAAUGAUGUGUGUGCAAAGAAGGAUUUAUGACAGGUUACUGGGUUUGAUAGGACUUAUGAGGUCAAUUUAGCAACAAAGACAUGUGGUUGCUUCAAAUGGGACCUCACAGGCCUACCAUGUAGACAUGCCGUCUGUGCCAUAUGGAAAUCCAAGCAAUUCCCUAAGGAUUCUGUUAGUGAGUUCUUUAAGAAGCACAUGUACAAGGAGGCAUACAAAAACCUGAUAUAUCCAGUACUAGGACAGCAUGGAUGGACCAAGACAGCUAAACAUGAUGUAGACCCACCACAGUAUGAAACUAAACGUGGAUGAAAAUAGAAAAAGAGGCAUCGAGGUCCAAAUGAACAAUCACAGGAAACUUUUCAGAACAGAAUGACAACCAUUAGGUGCUCCAAUUGCAAGGCACAUGGGCAUAGGUACACAAAUUGUAGGCAACCAUUGAAACCUGACUUGGCAGGAAGAAAGGCAGGGCACAAGGUAACAUUCAUUUGAUCUUUUUUUAUUGUAAUGUGCUCUUUUAUCUUCAUGUGCUCUUUUGUUUGUAGUCUGUGAGAACA